AUGCAUGAAGAUUUGGGGAUUUACAGAAAAACUAUGGAGCUUCAGGGAAGGAACUGGGAUCACCAGCAGGCAGCUGGCUUGCUAUUCAGUGUGGAUACAGGAGAGAUGGAGAAGGAGAGUCAGACUGAGGAAGAAGUGGUAGCAGGAGGACCUCAGCUAGGAAAGAAUGAAAAAGUCAGAAGGAGCAGGAGACUUCCCAGUAACCUUGCAAAAGGUACAAUCAUGACCGUUUUCAAAGUCCUGGAAAAGGAUCGAGUGGAUUUCCUUCAAAUGAUGAUGGAUUCUCAGACAUCUGAUAAACAGUACAGUUCAAAUGGAGUGGAUCAUACCUACAAAGCACUGACAGAUGGUGAAAUUAUGUCUCAGUCCGUUUUCUUCAUAUUAGCUGGAUAUGAAACCACAAGCACUGCCCUCACAUACAUCGCUUACAACCUGGCCACCAACCCAGAUGUGCAGCAAAAACUGCAGCAGGAGAUCGAUGAAAACUUUCCCAACAAGGCUUCUGUGACAUAUGAUGCCUUGAUGCAAAUGGAAUACCUUGACAUGGUGAUAAAUGAAUCAAUGAGGAUAUACCCAAAUGCAGGACGUAUAGAAAGAAUCUGCAAGAAAACUAUUGAAAUAAAUGGAAUAAUAAUUCCCAAGGGAACAGUCAUUAUGGUACCCCUUUAUGCUUUGCACCGACACCCAGAUCACUUUCCAGAUCCAGAAGAAUUCAGACCUGAAAGGUAA
Messenger RNA from Protopterus annectens (West African lungfish), 729 nucleotides. RefSeq names its product cytochrome P450 3A19-like. The transcript is spliced from 5 exons. The coding region runs from base 1 to 729 and encodes 242 amino acids. Gene Ontology annotation, molecular function: iron ion binding; steroid hydroxylase activity; heme binding. The record is from RefSeq and is a predicted model, not a curated record. Lineage: Eukaryota; Metazoa; Chordata; Ceratodontiformes; Protopteridae.